AUGUCGGCAUCGGAAUCCUCAUUCGAUUCCUCACACAGACCCUAUACACCCGACGCAAGAAAACCUGUAAAUUCACGAAAAAGCGUAAUCAACCCACAAUCACAGUACUUGCGCGAUGCACUCGAUGCUCGAAGAGCGCACAAGGCACCCAUUCCGUCACCCAUCGAUGUGAGAGCCCCAGCUCUGACUACUUCAAACCCCGCCAGAACAGAGACUCCAAAACUAUCGCCUGAUAUGUUCAUGGAGUACGCCCUUAGCGAAGAGCAAACGGCUCCUGUUUCCCCAGUCCGCCGUCGACAACUAAGCGAUGCUCCACUACCCCGCGGAAAGACUAAUCGCGAGCUGACGGACGAGAUACAGAGGCUGAAGGAUAGUCUCAUGACCACGAACAUGCGCGUAGAGCUGCUCAGAAAGGACAACUCUAAACUGCAGCACGAGGUGACUCAGGCAAAAGAAGAGCUUGAGCCAUUGGAACACAAGAACAACAAGCUGAUGGAUAAGAAUGAAGACUUGGAGGCUCAGAUGGAUGAUAUGGAAAAGGAAAUGCUGCGCUUGCAGGGUGAGCUCAACGAACAACGAGAGUCCAACAAGGAACUCAUUGCCAUCAACGAGGAGUGCUCGGCGCACUGGGAGAACCAGGAAGCCGCUGUUAAGGAAGCAGCCGAGAUUAUUACCAAACUUCAAGAGGAUAAGUUAGCUCUUAAGAACGAGCUACUUGAUCUCAAAGGCCGGGUAACAGCCUUGGAGACUGGUUCUAGCCCUUACGGGCAUGUGGAUGGUACAGCCAGAUGUCCAUCACGCAUCAAAAGUAUUGACGAUUCGCGACCUUCAACUAGCAACUUUGGUGAUUCCGACUACUACAGCCAGGCAGACUCGCCUCCCCGGCCAGGUAACCAGUCUAUCCACUCUCUUACAACCUCGGAACGUUCGGUCAGAUUUCAUGAGCUGAGCAAGCGAAAUCGCCGAUCCACGCAGGACCUCCAGAAGCGCAUGUCAGCGGUGAGGGUCUUAGAGCUCGAGGAAUCUCCCAUUCCAGAUAUGCCGCAAAUUCCUUCGUCUUUUCAGCAGGAUGCUCAAGACGGGGAAAGCUUUAUACGCAGCUCAAAAGCACAUCAUCUCAUGAGACCACCUCGGUCCUUACUCGAUGCACCACCUCCCUCUCCUCCGUUGCGUCCUGCAACAGUAGCUCCAAUGCCACGGGCACCUCGUCAUGAAGAACUGAGGGGCUUGUAUCAUCCUGACCGAACGGGCGGAAGCAGGAUCGUGAACACCUCGCGUCCUUCAUCGAGCCAUGGUUCGACCACAUCCGCUCCAAAGGCUGGGAGCCGCCAUGGGUCCAUCGUCGAAGCAUCGCCAAUCGCGCCGCCGCGCUUAAGUAGCCAUCGUGCUCAAACAAGCAUUCCAGGCGAGAAAAUAUCCCUCCGUCACGCGCAACAGCCAUCUCGGCGACAAUCAGAACAUGAUGUGUAUCCUCUCGGCCAUGCCCAAACAGAGUCUUUAUCGUCAGAGUGGGCUCCCAUGGCCCCUCCUCGCUCUACGUCUAAUAUUCCUGGUCGUCUAACCGCCGAAGCAGAUCCACAAGCUUGGUUAAAAGACAUUGAUCGACUGACUCGGACUCAGCGGCAGGAGCAGGCGCAGUCAUCGACGCAGGCAGCACCUCCCCGUAUAAAGUUCGACGAAGAAAGCAUUACUUCAGUGAAAAAGUCUAAGACUGUGCCAUCGACCCCAUUGGCAGAGGGGAGGGAGUUUCUGUUCCAUGCCAAGGAGGAUGAGUUAAGCUUCAUGAGUAGGAUGAAGUCAAAGAUUGGUAGUAGCAAGAGAGCAAGGUCAAGAUCAAGGGAGCGGGUGCGCAAAUGA
This is a messenger RNA of Dothidotthia symphoricarpi CBS 119687, 1857 nucleotides long. RefSeq lists its product as uncharacterized. The record is from RefSeq and is a predicted model, not a curated record. Lineage: Eukaryota; Fungi; Ascomycota; Dothideomycetes; Pleosporales; Dothidotthiaceae. Bases 1 to 1857 code for a protein of 618 amino acids. The transcript has a single exon.